AUGGGGAUGAUCCUGACCCCCCAUGCUCUCUCGAGCCCAGUGCUGGGGGGCCCCCGGACCCUGCUCGCGGGGGGUAGUUACCGGGCUGCACCCCGGCCGGGCUCCCCGCCCCGGCCCCGGCCUGGAGCCUGCAGGCCCCUCCCUGCCCGCCUCCGCGGCGGCGGCGCCUGGCCGGGGGGAGCCUGGGGCCUGGCUGAGUCUCCUGCAAUGACGGACGACGCCGUGAAGCUGCUGCUGCGCCGCUUUUACACCCUGCAGGGGGAGCGGGUGGAAGCCUAUCGGCUCUUUGAGGAGGGCCACCGGGCGUAUCUGAGCAGCGGGCCGCACUACGACUUCCUCCGCUACCGGCAGCUGGUCCAUGAGAUCACACUGGCCUUCAGCGGCAUCUCCUGGGAGAUCCUGCAGCUCAAGGAGCAGCUCCAGACGGAGCAUGGGCGGCCGGAGCUCGCCCAGCACCUGUCCAGGGUCCAGCAGAAGGAGAAAGAGAAGCUAGAGCUGACGGCCCAGCUGCAGCUUGCCAGGCAGAACGCGCAGGACCAGCCCAGCGUGCCGGCCCACCAGCAGGAGGUGCAAGAGCUGAAAUACAAGCUAAUUAAAACCAUUGAGGCAAUCAGCGAAAUUCUCCAGGACCUCAAGUACGAUUCGGAAGAAGCCGAGUGAUGGGUCUCCCCAUGGGAAUGGCCGGAGGAGGCGGGAAGCACUGCAGGGGCCCAGCUGGGCGGAGCACUGGGCUGCACUGCGGGGCUCUUGCUCACGUCGGGGUCUCGCUCCAUGGCGGGAUCCUCUCCCCAGCAAACCCUGGCCCUGGCAGCCCUGCAAGAGACAUGUCCAGGGCCCUCUCUGCCAGGUGGGCAGCGGCCUUUGCAGCGGAGGAGCAGCUUGAUGCUGGGCUGUCCCAGCACAGGGGCAGGUUUGCAAAAGGGCUCCACAGCCAGCAGCUCCCAGUGGGAACAAUGGGGAACCCACUCCCGUGCUUAGUGCAAUGGAGAACCCCCCACUGAGAGCAUCAGGAGCUUUGGAGGCUGAUCCCCCUUGACAAGCUUUCCCCUAGCAUCCAGUUCAGUGCCGGGGGGUGCCCUCAAGCCCGUCGGGCAGGGUCAGCGUGCAGCCUAGACAAGGGCCCUUUGAGUACAGACAGAGCCAAACCUGCAGAGUUGGGGAGGGAUCUUCCAAGUACCAGGGUGGUUGUGGGGGGGGGGGGUGUGCUGCGCUCCUAAAUCCUCUGGGUGCUUAGGAAAGGCCCCCCCAGUGCAGCAAAGUGUUUUUACGACGGGCUGUGACCUCUUUCCAGUCAGUUUGUUUUAAGAAUGAAGCAAAGAACUGUGGCGUUAGGAAGGCAGGUAACGUUCUGUGGUGGGGUCUUGUCCUCGCUGAUCGAGGCGGCUGCACUUCUUUGUGGCUCAAUAAAAGGCAAGCGGGAGCUCA
This is a messenger RNA of Gopherus flavomarginatus (Mexican gopher tortoise), 1425 nucleotides long. It is a transcript of the gene REX1BD, whose product is annotated as required for excision 1-B domain containing. The transcript has 6 exons. NCBI's taxonomy places the organism in Eukaryota, Metazoa, Chordata, Testudines, Testudinidae. The record is from RefSeq and is a predicted model, not a curated record. Bases 1 to 660 code for a protein of 219 amino acids.